GUUUGCUUUUCGACCAUGUAGUACUUAUAGCUCUACCCAGAGCCUUUCUGUCAACGAACUCCGUCGCCUGCCGUAUCUGCCACAUCUUCUUGAACAAGGGCUUUGCGAUGAGCCAACGUACAGGAUGGAAUAUUGCCUCGGCAGUGAACGUUCGCAACCCGAUUCUUGACGCUCUCGUCGACAUAGACACGACGCCGAAGACCGACAAACCCUUUAUUAGUCUUGCGCUAGGCGAUCCCACCAAGAAUCCGCUCCUCCAGCCCCAUCCUGACGUCGUCGAAGCCGUUGCCUCUGCACUACGCAGCGGUCAGUUCAAUGGAUAUGGACCGCAUGAAGGACUUUCAAUAGCUCGAGCCGCCGUUGCGGAGUACCAGAACCGCCAAGCGGCAGGACGGGGGGUGCCGGGCGUCAACGUCAAAUACGAAACGAAGGACGUCACCAUGGCGAACGGUGCAUCCGAGGCGCUCGAUAUUGUUAUCAGCGCACUUUGUCCACCGGGAAGCAACAUCCUCUUUCCCCGACCUGGCUUUGCGUAUAGUGUGGUGACGGAUGCGAGGCAUAUAGAGGAUCGCUACUACAAUCUUGUGCCCGAACGGGAAUGGGAGGUAGAUCUUGAGCAGCUGGAAUCGCUCAUUGAUGGGAAAACGCAGGCUAUCGUGGUUACAAAUCCUUCCAACCCCUGUGGUUCGAAUUAUACAGUCAAACACCUUCUCGAGAUCGUCGAAAUUGCCAAGCGACACUUCCUUCCCGUCAUAACUGACGAGAUCUACGGAGACAUCGUGUUCGAUGAUCAAAUUUUCCAUCCACUCGCGUCCAUCUCAACAGAUGUGCCCGUAAUCACAAUAGGCGGUCUUGCGAAGCGGUGGCUUGUCCCGGGAUGGCGUAUAGGUUGGGUCGCCAUUCACGAUCCCAACGACCUUUUGAACGUGAAAAAGUUCGACCUCCGUACUAUCCUCAAGGAUAUCUCGCAAUUAUCACUCGCCCCGUCCGGUUUCACACAAGCAGCGUUGCCCACGAUUCUCAACAAGACGCCACCUGAGUUCUACACCCACGUGCUUAACGUUUUGAAAGAGAAUGUCGCGCUGCUGAUGGAAAAGCUGGGCGCGAUCGAAGGGUUGAAGGUGGUAACCCCUCGCGGAUCCUUGUAUCUUAUGGUGGGCAUUGAAUCGACGGCCUUCGAAGAUAUCAAAGACGAGUGGGACUUUGUGCAGAAACUUGUCUGGGAAGAAGCUGUGUUCCCGGUCCCAGGUCGUUGUUUCCGUUACGACGGCUACAUGCGGAUCGUCACGGCUACCAGGAAGGACCACCUUGAGGAAGCAUGCAUACGACUGAAGGCUUUCUGUGAUAGACAUAGGAGGAAGGUGUGAACCGCGUUCCGACAAAUUGUACGAUGAUGCGCGUCACGAAUACACAUUCCAAGCACUUAUCACGAC
Punctularia strigosozonata HHB-11173 SS5 is the source of this 1433-nucleotide messenger RNA. RefSeq names its product tyrosine aminotransferase-like protein. Gene Ontology annotation, biological process: amino acid metabolic process; biosynthetic process. Gene Ontology annotation, molecular function: transaminase activity; pyridoxal phosphate binding. NCBI's taxonomy places the organism in Eukaryota, Fungi, Basidiomycota, Agaricomycetes, Corticiales, Punctulariaceae. The coding region runs from base 108 to 1367 and encodes 419 amino acids. The record is from RefSeq and is a predicted model, not a curated record. The transcript has 6 exons.